GUGAUCGGUGAUCGGGGCUGGCAGCCACCGAGUUCUCCGGUCCUCGUUGUUGUACGGAAUACUUAAGCCUUCAUCCUGUCUCGACGUUCCUGUCGACCCUCCUCGCCGCCAUCGUGAACACUCACCCACACCAGCAGACGUACGGAAUACCUUCCUGUACCUCCUACACUACCUAAGGUACCGAACAUACACCCAACCGUGCCAAGCCGCUUUCUUUGGUUCCACAAGCAUGUGCCAUGGCUUCCAACGCUAGCACUCCUGCCCCGCCCCCCCUCCGCGUUCUUAUCUCCGGCGCGGGCAUUGCCGGCCCUGCCCUCGCUUUGCACCUCACCCGCCUCCCUCCCCCGCUCAAAUGCGACAUCACAAUCGUCGAGCGCCACCCGACGCUGCGCACGACGGGCCAGCAGAUCGACCUGCGCGGGCAAGGCAUCGACGCGAUGCGCGUGACCGGCCUGGAGCCCCAGGUGCGCGCCAUCGUCGUCAACGAGCCCGGCCUGCGCUACAUGGACCGCCGCGGCCGCACCGUCGCCUACAUGGCGAGCAACAAGACGGGUAAAGGCGCGCAGACCUUCUCGGCCGAGUGGGAGAUUAUGCGCGGCGAUCUGUGCAGGGUGCUGUACGAGGCGACCGUCGGGCUGGACGGCGUGAGAUACGUGUUUGGGAAGACGGUGGAGGAGAUCGCGCAGCCGCUGGAGGCGGAGCAGAAGCGGAAGGGCCCCGUGAGGGUGCGCUUCGACGACGGGAGCGAGGGCGAGUAUGACUUGCUCGUCGGGUGCGACGGCGUCGGGUCGCGCACGCGCCGGCGCAUGUUCACCGACGGCCGCAAGGAGAACCUCCUGCACGUCGGCGCGUGGUUCGCGCUAUUCAGCGUCCCCCCGCGCGACGGCGACACCGCCGACGCGACGUACUACCACCUCCCCGGGCGCCGGACCGUCAUGACGCGGCGCGACCGGCCCGACUGCCUGCGCGUGGCCCUCGGCUACGCCGGCGACGACGAGCGGCUGUUCGAGGCGAUCCGGCACGGCACCGUCGCCGAGCAGAAGGAGGCCUGGGCCAACCUGUUCCGCCACGACAUGCACCAGUCGUGGAACAUGGAGCGCUACCUCGACGGCAUGCUGCACUCCGCCGAGGCCGAGCAGGACUUUUACACGCAGGAACUGGUGCAGGUCCGGCUGGACAGCUGGUCCGAGGGCAGGGUGGUGCUGCUCGGCGAUUCGGCCUUCUGCCCGUGCCCCCUGACCGGCUUCGGCACCUCGCUGGCGCUCGCGGGCGCCUACGUGCUCGCCGGGGAGAUCGCGCGGGCCUGCAGCCGGGCGCACUCGGCGGGCGGCGGCGGCGCCGCCAACCCGUGGGACGCCAUCCCCGACGCGCUGGCCGCGUACGAGACGACGCUGAGGCCCCUCGUCACGCACGUGCAGGACAUGCCGGUCAGGACGAUCGUCCGGUACGCCAUCCCAAAGAGCGGCUGGGUCAUCACCUUCUACCAGUGGAUGUUCUGGCUGUUGAUCGGCGUGCUUCGGAUCGACAAGCUCCUGGCCAGGUUCGGGUCGGACGAUAAGGGGCAGUGGAAACUGCCCAUCUAUCCGGAACUGUCGAGUCCUGCGUAUAAGGAGCGGAAGUAAUCAGGGCCGACAGCGAACUACUCAGUGUAUGGGAAGACACCUACGGACGGUCGCUCGCCACUCUCGUCGCAGCAUGUUUUUAUCUUUUGUAUCAUAGUCGCAUCGCUUGGCGUUCAAACAGAUACCACUCUUGUGAUUGUAGGAUAGCAAUACCACAUUACCAUGGUUCAAACAUCGUGAGCAUUUUCGC
Molecule: messenger RNA, 1812 nt
Organism: Thermothielavioides terrestris NRRL 8126
Lineage: Eukaryota; Fungi; Ascomycota; Sordariomycetes; Sordariales; Chaetomiaceae
Exons: 2
Coding region: 237-1622 (461 amino acids)
Molecular function (GO): FAD binding
Source: RefSeq, a predicted model, not a curated record